Angiostrongylus costaricensis is the source of this 681-nucleotide messenger RNA. Lineage: Eukaryota; Metazoa; Nematoda; Chromadorea; Rhabditida; Metastrongylidae. The record is from the annotation of a GenBank genome assembly.
AUGGAACGAAGGGAGCGCGACCGAAAAGAAUUAGAUAAUUUGCUGCAAGAGUCUAACGAUGGAGAAGUUAGUGUUUUUUUUACUUACAUUUCGGAAAAACUCAAUAUUUUAUUGCCUAAGAUCGACCUACAAAAGUAUCGCGAGCAACGAUCGAAAAUGCGGCGUGCAGAGGCGGCUCGUUCACGAUAUCAACGCAUGAGCGACGAAGAGAGAAAAAACUGGUGUUCCAGGAUUUAUAAUCAUCGACGGCGGCUUCGAGCAUUAGGGCUUGAUCCGGACAUGCCUAAAGGACAGUUUGUAGACAACGAAGCCAUCCGGGAGCACAUUAAAAUGGCAAACGCCAAGAAAGCUGAAGCGGCAAGAUUGAGAUAUCAUCGUAUGUCUGCUGACCAGAGGCGAGAAUACAAUCAACGACGAACAGAGUCAUUUCGAAAACGUCGUGUCGAGGAAGAAAUCUUGCUGUCCACACCAGCUGGUCGUAUUUCUGCUGAAGCUUUACAGAAAGCUCAACAAAUAAUGAUAAGAAAUGCACGUAAGGCUGAAGCUGCUCGAGCGCGUUAUCAGAAAAUGUCACCAGAACAGCGAAAGGUCCAUUAUUUAAAAAAACUAUAUUCCCGACUCAUCUGGAUUGAGUUCAUCGUAUCAGCACAACAAUGCGGUAUCAUUGAUGGAUUCUGGUGA